Stegodyphus dumicola is the source of this 963-nucleotide messenger RNA. It is a transcript of the gene park, whose product is annotated as E3 ubiquitin-protein ligase parkin. The record is from RefSeq and is a predicted model, not a curated record. Gene Ontology annotation, cellular component: cytosol; mitochondrion. Gene Ontology annotation, biological process: protein ubiquitination. Gene Ontology annotation, molecular function: zinc ion binding; protein binding; ubiquitin-protein transferase activity. NCBI's taxonomy places the organism in Eukaryota, Metazoa, Arthropoda, Arachnida, Araneae, Eresidae.
GUCCAUCGGGAGAAAAAAUUUUCCAUCUUGAAUCCAUAUUGAUAUGUGAUUCUAAUUUGGCAACACUUCAUGUGUUUACAUCCUCCUUGGUUUACAUUUGUGUGUCUGUCUAACAAACAAUUUGGAAAGAGAAGUUUCGUAAUAUUUGUUUUCCUUUAGUAUGGGUCUGCGUAGUUUGUCGACCUGUGGAUAUAUGUGUCUAUGAUCUGAUAGAUUUGUUUAGUUAUUAUGACCUUGAUGUAGUAGUUAUUUAUUCCAAUAUUUUAAAAUAAAAGCUAUGUUAUACAGUUUAUCAACAUAGCUUCUAAAUAACAAAGCUUUAUUGACUUGAAUUUCUGCACUCACAUCCAUGUUGAUAUUUGAUUUAUUUGUUUACCUUAUUCAAACUAUUAUUGGCUUCUUUCUACGAUCAAAACCUGAUGACAUGAGUGGUAAAUUGAAAAUUUACGUAAAAUGUGGUCCAGAAACUACUGUGCCCGUAUAUUUAGAAACUGAUUGGACAGUGUAUAACUUAAAGCAUGCAAUCAGUUCAAAACUGUGUAUGAAAACCGAAGAACUUCGAAUAAUAUUUGCUGGUAAAGAAUUACAUGAUAAUGUUAAGAUUCAGGAUUGUGAUGUUGGUGAACAGAGUGUGAUUCAUGCUGUUUCACAGAAAAAACAACCCGUAAAUGUGACAAUCGAAGCAAAAUGUCCACUCAAUCUAACACCAUUCUGUUCAAAUGACUGUGAUCAAAAUGAAACAGGUGAAAAGACAUAUUCCAAAAAAAGUCAUUUCUUUGUUUUCUGUAAUGGCCCUUGUAAGGAUUUAUGUCCUGGAAAACUGAGAGUUCGAUGUAGAACAUGCAAAGAAGGUACUCUAACUGUCGAUCAAGUUAGUUUCUUUUUAUACAUUUUUCUGAUAUUUAGUACUUUUUGCAAUGUACUUGUGCAAAACACCACAUUUGUCAGUGUUAAGUUAUAAGC